Candidula unifasciata is the source of this 2388-nucleotide messenger RNA. Lineage: Eukaryota; Metazoa; Mollusca; Gastropoda; Stylommatophora; Geomitridae. The record is from the annotation of a GenBank genome assembly.
AUGUUGAUUUCACAAGUUGGUCACGUGUGUCUGUGUGCUCUGUUGAUUGCUGGUGUGGCCUCCGAGUGGGAAAUCCUAAACGAGGCCACAAACUCGGCAGUGCCAGACCUCAGCUUGCUACAGGACCAUCUUCUACCUGCGUUACCUCCUGGCAUGUCUAGGCACAGACUAUCAGGACAAUCUGACAGCAAGCGCGCAAGUCACGUGUUAGAUUUACAGCUAACACAAAAUCAAACCUCGGUCACAGAAAGAGCUCCUAAAACUCAGCCCAGGCUCAGACUUGCCACAGCCCAAGACUCACCUGUCGGUGGUUCAGAAAAUACAGCCUACACCAAGAAAGAUGAUGUCAUCGACCUAGAGGGGGAGCAGUUGUUGCUGGCAGACCGUCAGAGGAGGCAGCCUUCACGUGGUCGGCUCCAGGACGGGGGCAAGAUGUCCCAGGCCAAGCCCGGCCAAGACAUCGUUCCUGAUGUACAGGAAAUAGGAGAAACACCCCAGGAGAAGAUGUCAGCAGAAGCCGGUACUGGUGUGGUGCCGGAGAAGAUGGCGGCCAUGAGCCUAAAGGUAGCCUGUAUUCAGGAGAGCAGCUGGGAGUGUCAGAUGUUCAAGGAACAUUUCAUAGCCAUGCAAGGCGGCCAUAUGAAGCUGUUACAUCGUGCCUCAGUUUAUGAGAGAUCCAAGCGACAGGCCAGCUCCAACUACAAGAACGUGGCCAUCGAUGCCAGCAACUGGAACAGCAGAAACCUCCUGGGUUGUGAGGAUGGUGAUUGUUUCUCUGGUGAUGGAGAUGACACAGAUGCAAACCUUGUGGCCCCACAUUUGACCUUCCAGUCAUCAACAACAGCACCCACACCCUCGAACUUGACCAAGCAAACCUUGACCGAUGCCAAGAAACAGCAACUAGCCCAGGAUUUAGAAAACCAGCUGACGCCCAUCUUCGCCAGCAUCCCUGGAUUUAAAUGUGUCCGAGUUAAUCCUAAAAACAUCUACAUUGAUUCAAAAGGCCUGCUUCAUUUCGAUGACUGGGAGGUGACCAUUGAUGGAGGUAACCGAAGCUACACAGGUAGCUCUGCAGACGAUGUGGCUCGCCAGGUGCAAGAUGCACUAACAAAUGCCAGUUUGCAAUACAGGAACAUAGACAUAGAAGGUCAACACCCGACUGAUGAUUUCAAUACCACCAAGGCUGUUGAAGAUGUUCAAAAGGAUGCCAGUGAUCCUUGCAACAUCAAACCAAGUCCCUGUCCGUGUGGCUAUGGACGCUGCCAGCAGCAGCCCCCUAACACAGCUAACAGCACAGGCAUCCGUCUCCGCUGCACAGACAACUGUCUCAACUACAGCGACUGUAACAAUCAUGGCCAGUGUAUCAAGGACGUAGCUGGCAAUGCCUACUGCAGUUGCGUGGGAUCUUGGAUUGGUCCAUUUUGUGAUAAAGAAAACACAACCAUUUCUGACAGGGACAACAUCAGGUCACCGGUUUAUACAGUCUCUCAGAAGUCUGAAUUUAAUUCAUCAUUGAAAAGUGAUGAUCUAACGCCAGAGAAAAGACAAGAGAUUGCCAAAAAUUUAACUGAGGAGCUGAAAACUAAUUUUGCCACUUUUCCUGGAAUGAAAGAUAUCACCAUCAACCCAGAUGACAUUUAUGUUGUUGACGGUGUCCUCGUGGUUCCAUGGAACUUAACAAUCGACUCAGGUAAUCCAGCUUACAGUGGCAAAAAUGCAGAGCAGAUUGGAGACGUUGUCAGGGACCGCUUACAGGAUCUUGGAGACAGCUACAGAAACAAUGUCACGGUUGAUGGACGUCAUCCAAUCAAUGACUUGGAUUUUGUUGAUGCUGCUCAGCAAGUGGAGAAUCAAGCCAGAGAUCCAUGCAGCACCAACUCCUGUCCCCUGGGGUACGACAUGUGUGAGGCUCUCAGUGCCCUUCAGAUCAAAUGUCUCCACAACUGUAACUCUCGUGCCACUGAGUGUCAGAAUGCUGCACAGUGUCAGUUAGAUUCUGCGGGAAAUGCUGUUUGUCAGUGUGCAGACGGGUACACAGGUGAAGACUGUCAGACUGAGGACAACUCCCUGGAUGCUGGGCAAAUUGCAGGAGUGGUCGCUGGCAGUGCUCUACUGAUGGGGGCAGCAGCGGGCACAGCGGGCAUGAUGGCAAUGGGUGCCAGACGCAAACAGGACAUUGACUUCAGUGAGUACACGGAGAACCAAAAUGCAGACCAGAAUUCUAAUCCCUCUAAUUUCGCUUUUUUCAUAGACAGACCUGUAAUGGACAAAUCCCCAAUGCCCAUAUACGGCCAGUCAGCAGGUCCAAACUCAGGUAACAACAGCACACCUUCAUCAUACGCAAACAACUCCGGUGGAGAAAACGCGCCAGUCAACUCACCAGCAUAA